AUGGGCAACGAUUCGUCUAAAUCGAAGUCCUCGGGAAACAAAGGUGUAGCUUCUACAUUAGGUAUCAGAGCAGGACCGUCACAAGCUACCGUACAGAGACAUAUUGAAAAUGCGCAGAAGAGCAGGAUUCUUCAGUUGAAGUCCUGUGGUUUGAAGACUUUGCCGCCUUCCUUGAACGAGCUCCAUGAUGUGAUACGAAAUCUCGAACUCAGUCAAAAUAAGAUAAAGGAGUUACCACCAACUAUAGGAGCGUUCGCCGUUCUCAAGCAGUUACACCUUUCUGAAAAUGCACUCACUGAACUACCUCAUGAGAUUGGGAUGCUGAAAAAUCUUGAGAUCCUCCACGUACAGUCUAACAAACUGUCGUCACUGCCCGACAGCAUGGUUGGCUGCACAUCUCUGAAGACUCUCAAUGUUUCGGCAAAUAGUUUCACUCAAUUUCCUGUGGUAGUCUGUCACCUGAUGUCACUGGAAACGCUGAAUCUUGCCCAAAACACCAUCACUGAGCUACCAGAUGAGGUGAGCUCUUUGAAUGCAUCUGAAGUGAACUUGAAUCAGAAUCGUCUCAAUUCUCUCAAUGCGGAUGCUCUUGCCAAAUGCCCUCACUUGAAAAUUCUCCGAGUUGAAGAGAAUUGUCUUGCCAAAAGUGAAUUCACCGUAAAUCUGCUAUCGCACUCCCCUGUCAGUAUUAUAAGUUAUUCGGGUAACAUCUUCCAAGAUCGAGAAUUCCAAGAUCUACCAGGUUAUGAGAACUAUCAGGAGCGCUUUACUGCGACGCGACGAAAAAUG
Molecule: messenger RNA, 789 nt
Organism: Ostertagia ostertagi
Lineage: Eukaryota; Metazoa; Nematoda; Chromadorea; Rhabditida; Trichostrongylidae
Source: the annotation of a GenBank genome assembly